AUGCAGGUGGACAAAGACAAGGCGAAGCAGCUGAUGAAGGAGAUUGGGAAAGGGAUCCAGGAGCUGGACCUGACCGGCUGUUACUGGUUGCCUGGCUUGACCAUCGACCAAGUGACCCGCUGCAAGAAUUUGGUGAAGCUGAACCUGUCCGGCUGCCACCUCACCUCCCUUCGCCUCUCGAAGAUGCUCUCCGCCUUGCAGCAGCUUCGCUCGUUGGCCAUCGACGUGAAUCCCGGGUUCGACGCCUCCCACUUGAGCAGCGAGUGCAAGGCCACCCUGAGCCGGGUGCUGGAGUUGAAGCAGACCCUCUACACCCCGUCCUACGGGGUGGUGCCCUGCUGCACCAGCCUGGAGAAGCUGCUGUUGUACUUUGAGAUCCUCGAUCGAUCCCGGGAGGGUUUAAUCAUCUCGGGACAGCUCAUGGUGGGAGAGAGCAACGUGCCCCAUUAUCAGAAUCUACGGGUCUUCUACGCCCGGCUGGCUCCCGGCCCGGUCAACCAGGAAGUGGUGAGGCUCUACUUGGCAGUGCUGAGUGACCGGACUCCGGAGAAGCUUCACGCCUUCCUCAUCUCUGCCCCGGGUGGAUUCGCCCAGAGCUGCGCCGUGAAAAACCUCUUGGAUUCCAUGGCCAGGAACGUGACCUUAGACGCCCUGCAGCUGCCUCGCUCCUGGAUGAACG
This is a messenger RNA of Protobothrops mucrosquamatus (brown spotted pit viper), 679 nucleotides long. Its product is annotated as F-box/LRR-repeat protein 18-like. The transcript has a single exon. Lineage: Eukaryota; Metazoa; Chordata; Lepidosauria; Squamata; Viperidae. The annotation marks the transcript as partial. The record is from RefSeq and is a predicted model, not a curated record. Gene Ontology annotation, biological process: SCF-dependent proteasomal ubiquitin-dependent protein catabolic process.